Panicum virgatum (switchgrass) is the source of this 1453-nucleotide messenger RNA. Its product is annotated as heavy metal-associated isoprenylated plant protein 35-like. The record is from RefSeq and is a predicted model, not a curated record. Gene Ontology annotation, molecular function: metal ion binding. NCBI's taxonomy places the organism in Eukaryota, Viridiplantae, Streptophyta, Magnoliopsida, Poales, Poaceae. The transcript has 3 exons. Bases 183 to 1121 code for a protein of 312 amino acids.
GGUCCGUGGCCAUUAUAAAGGUUGCCUGCCUAGGCGCCCACUCCUCCCCUCCCUUGCCACCACCCCUCACCACCAGAGCCGAGCGCCAGGGAGUUGAGCUCGCUGCUCACAGCUCCAGCUCCACGCGACGAGCUCCGCUGAAGCUAGCUAGCUGCUCCGCCUCUAGUCUAGGUUCGCUCGCCAUGGCGUCAGGGGAAGCAGAGACGCUGCAGUACACGACCACCGUGCUGCGGGUGUCCAUCCACUGCGAGGGAUGCAAGAAGAAGGUCAAGAAGGUGCUCCACAACAUCGAAGGAGUGUACAAGGUGACGGUGGACGCGGCGCAGCACAAGGUGACCGUCACCGCCAGCGUCGGCGCCGACGCGCUCAUCAGGCGCCUGCACAAGGCCGGCAAGCAGGCCGCGCUGUGGCCGGCUCCGGCCCCGUCCCCGGUCGUCGAGGCGGCCAAGAAGUCUGAGGAGGUCGCCCCGUCGCCGCCAGCAGCAGCCGGGGAGGGCGACAAGGUCAAGGAAGGGGCGGGCAAGGAGGACGCGAAGCCGAAGGAGUCGGCCAAGGACAAGAAGCAGCCUGAAGCCGAGGGCAAGGACACGAAGCCCGACAAGCCCGAGGCCAAGAAGGACGUCGAGGCCACUGCGCCGAAGGAGAAGGGCCCCCCUGAGCCGGCGAAGGAAUCCGCCGCCGCCGCCGAGGAGGCGGGCGGUGAGGAGCCUGGCAGCGGCAAGAAGGGCAAGAAGAAGAAGAACAAGCAGAAGGACGGCGGCGAGGCUGAGGCCGCGGCGGCGGAGAAGACGCCGCAGCCGUCGGUGCCGGUGCCGUUGCCGGCCCCGGCGCCCGCGCCCGCGCCCGCGCUGGGUCCGGAGCGCCCGCCCGGCGGGUUCCCGUACUACGUGGCGCAGCCGGUGAUGAGCUACAACGUGGCGCACCCGAGCUCCAGCGUGUCGUACUACGCGCCCACGCCGGUUGGGCCAAUGCCGACACCGCCGCCCUACGGGUACCCGCCGAUGGUGCCGCCGCCGAUGCCGGAGUUCCUGUACGGCCCGCCGGGCAUCCGGUCUUCCCCGCCGCAGGAGUCGUACAACAUGUUCAACGAGGAGAACGCCAACUCGUGCAGCGUCAUGUGACCUCCCCGCCGCCGCCGCCGCCGCCGCGCCGGACUCCGGUCGUUGGGCGGUCCCACCCGCUGCGCGCUGCACGGCGUCGAGUUGUAGUUAGAGAGAGAGGCUGCUUUCGUAAUAGAGAGAGGCUGCUUUCGUAAUAGAGAGAGUCUUCCCUUGUGGAUCUUCCCUUGUGGAUCGUGGUAGAGAGUGCUAAGCUCCUCUUGAGUCUUGACCAGAAUUUUUUCUCUCCCCUUAUAAACUAUAAAUUGCUCUUAGUGCAUGCACCAUGUAAUCAGAUGAUCAUAUUCUAUUACCACUAGUUGCAAUGUGUAUUUCUGCUAGUAAUUUUCUGUUAA